AUGGCAUCAACAGAUGAUGAUUCAACGUACAUACCCAUACCACAUUAUCCACCGUUUAAGUUGAGAUCUUCACUUAUAGACAAGGAUCCUGUAAUAUGGGUGCAUUUAUUGGAAGCAUAUAUUAAAUUAUUCAAAUACUUAUUAAAUCCAGACAGCCAUACCCUGAAGUUGUCGGUAAAGUCUCAGCAACAAUUACAGUUGUUUUUGAAAAUAUUUCUCUUCGAGACUGCAGAAGAGACAACGAAGAUUUUCUCCUUGGGAGCUAUCAAUCCUGAUAUUAAAACCAAUACGGCAAUAUUACGAACAUGCGUUUUCCAGCUCAUCAAGAAUUAUAGCAUUGUGAAAUUAUCUUUAACAGGAGAGGCAAUUUGGAAUUUUGUUACUAUAUAUGUAAAAGACAAUAGUACAAUUGUACGUGGAUUAGUUGACGGUACAUAUAAAUCAAAAUUUAAUGAUAACAAGAAAUCUGGUAAUAUAAGUUGUAUUGGCCAAAUACAUAAGCACUUGGAAAGCUUGAUUAGCAAUGGAAAAAUUCAAGACCGAGAAUUAAAUACAUUAUCUUUCUUGUUAGGUCAACAUGCAAGUUCAGCUACUAAAUUAAAGACGUACACUGUCACUGGAGCAUCAUCAAAUAACAGCAGGAAUAUUAAUAAAAAACUGACAAGCUCUUUAGCAUUUGCUGAAGCUUUUGUUAGUACUGGAUGGAUAGAGAUGUUGGAAAGAUUGUAUGUUAAUGGUAAGAGUGUGCAUGCGGAACAGAUUAAGGAAAUUAUGAUAAUCUCAUUAAUAUCCUUAUCUACUGCGAAAUUGGCGAAAUUGGCAAUGGAGUUGGGUGUAAAUAAUACUGAUUCAUUAGUAUUAUACCCAUUAUUUAGUACUAUUAUUAUCUCAGAUGCAUACAAGGAGUUGGCACCAGGGUUGGAAGAAAGAUUGACAUUUUUAAGAAACAUUUCAUUCGAAAAUAAAUCAGUAAUAAAGGAUGACAUACCUAUUAAGGAGGAAAAUAUAGAACUAUUAGCCGACUUAAUACCACAACUCACAAGGGGACAAGCAAUCACAAUUUUAAAAGAAAACAAUGAUGACGUAGAACAGGUUACCAAUAUAUUGUUCGAAAACCCAGACUUAAUAUCUAGCAUUGAGGAAUAUGAAGAGAAUAAGAAACCAAAGCACAUCAAUUCUGAAUCGAAGACGGAAUCUAAAAGACCAGAGGGUCAGGAUGAACCAGUAAAGAGGUCAAUAUACGAUGGUGAUAAAAUUUCUAAUUUAGAUUUUUCAGAAGGAACUGUCAUAUACGGCAAGAAAGGACAAGCAACAAACAAUGAACCAGCUACUGAGACCAUGAAGAAAAAGACAUUAACUGCUGCAUUGAGAUUGAUGUAUGAAAGUGAUGAAGAUGAACCUGACGAUACAUACGAAGAGCAAGAGAAGACGAGUGGUUUAGCAGCUGGUGAAAACAACAAGAUAUCCAAACGUAAGACUAAUAAAAACCGAUUAGCAGUUUUUGAUGAAGACGAUGGGUCAGGCGCAGAUCGCGACACACCAAUGACUCCAGACAGAAGUGUUUCUAGCAGUCCAAUGCCCGCUUCUGUAGACUCUAUUGAGAAAUACCUCUUUUCAAUAUUCAAGACUAAGGGUGCUGAAAAAUUUGACAAGAAGGAUAGAAAAUCGUCCGAUAGACAAAAUAUAAAAAAAUCCACUAAUUGGUCGGAUGAACAAAUCGAGGGUUGGCUCAGAAUGUUGUUAAAAUCCCCUAGAAGAUUUAAAAUUCUUGAAGAAGAUUAUCUCUAUGGGGGUAAUCCAAAUAGGCAGCCUGCUAGAAGGAAUAAUGAUGGAGACCAGACUACCGAGUCUAGCAAUAAAGGGAAUAAACCCAAAUCAAAAGAGCAAGCAAAGCGCUCAUUUGCUAAGAACGAGAAAAAUAAGGCAAGUAAGGCUAACCAUAACAGAAAGAGUGGUCAUAGUAAGAAAACUAACCGUGAAUUGGCGGGAAUGCAGUAG
Messenger RNA from Debaryomyces fabryi, 1998 nucleotides. RefSeq lists its product as uncharacterized. Gene Ontology annotation, molecular function: ubiquitin binding. Lineage: Eukaryota; Fungi; Ascomycota; Pichiomycetes; Serinales; Debaryomycetaceae. The transcript has a single exon. The coding region runs from base 1 to 1998 and encodes 665 amino acids. The record is from RefSeq and is a predicted model, not a curated record.